CCACCGGUUUUAUCUCUAAAACGUAAUCCGCUUUUCCGAAGCGACUGACUCUUUAGCCAUCCAUCGAAAAGGGUGGGAAAGAGAAGAGGCAAAGAGCACGCAAGGGCGCAGCAGAAUCACAGAGCUGAAGCAAAAAUGGCAACGAUUACUGCACUUCAGAGCUCCAUGACUUCCCUCUCUAUCUCCUCCAAUUCCUUCUUAGGCCAACGCUUUUCACCUUCUCUCUAUUCCGUGCCGAUGAAGUCCAUGGAAAAGCGAUGUCUCAUUGUAAUGAAGCUUAAGCAAUGGGAGCGGAAGGAAUGCAAACCAAACAGUCUGCCAGUGCUACACAAAAUGCAUGUUAAGGUGGGGGAUACAGUGAAAAUAAUAUCUGGACGUGAAAAGGGCAAAAUUGGAGAGAUUACUAAGGUUUUCAGGCAUAACAGCACUGUGAUAGUGAAAGAUAUUAACUUGAAAACUAAGCACGUGAAGAGCAGAGAAGAGGGUGAGCCAGGGCAGAUUGUCAAGAUUGAGGGACCAAUUCAUAGCUCAAAUGUGAUGCUCUAUUCCAAAGAGCAGAAUGUUGCAAGCAGGGUGGGCCACAAAAUCCUUGAGGAUGGUAGCCGGGUCCGUUACCUCUUGAAAACUGGAGAAAUAAUUGACAGUUCAGAGAAAUGGAAGACAGUGGUAAAGAACAGAGAAAAAACUGAAACAACUGCUUCAUAGGAUGUAGAUGGAGAUCCUUUUCUGUACGCUUACUGGGAUUCUUUGUAUAAUUACUUUUAAACAUUUUUUUUAUGAGUUAAUUACUUUAAAACUUUUCUUGCUUAGUUCCAAAACUCUUGGUGUUGUUUUGGGUACGCAACUUUUCUCGCUUGAGUUUUCAGUUGCUUUCUGUGGUGGAACCAAAUGUUGAACGGGGAAACAAGGAAAGCAGCUCAAUUCUGUAUAUGCAAUGUAGGACCUGGGUCUAUGAGUAUUUAGUAUUUAAUGCUACAUUUUAACUAGUUGAUUCCUUGAAAAUAA
Molecule: messenger RNA, 1005 nt
Organism: Nelumbo nucifera (sacred lotus)
Lineage: Eukaryota; Viridiplantae; Streptophyta; Magnoliopsida; Proteales; Nelumbonaceae
Gene: RPL24
Product: Translation protein SH3-like family protein
Biological process (GO): translation
Cellular component (GO): ribosome
Molecular function (GO): RNA binding; structural constituent of ribosome
Source: RefSeq, a predicted model, not a curated record